AUGGACCACGUAAUACUCCAAUACAAUCAGGAACCCCAGAGGCAACGGGUUUUCGACGAUAGUGAGAGCGAAAGUAACCCAGAUGUGGGGGACAUCAACCGAGCUGAUGAGAAUCAAGAGGCCGGGGGAGCAGAGGCUGAGAGAGCAGAGGCUGAGAGAGCAGAGGCUGAGAGAGCAGAGGCUGAGAGAGCAGAGGCUGAGAGAGCAGAGGCUGAGAGAGCAGAGGCUGAGAAAACAGAGGCUGAGAAAACAGAGGCUGAGAAAACAGAGCGCGAGAAAGCAGAGCGUGAAGGACCCCAAAUAGUGAAAGAGGAAAAGACAAAUACUGGGGCAAUGCUCGACUGUCGAACAUUGGUAUUUCUUGUCGUCACUGAUGACCAGAAGAGUGAAGAGGCAUUCUUGAUGCAAAUUGCGAACAAGGAUAUCAGCGAAAAGUCAUUGGAAACUCUUCAUGGCCUUAUAAAGAACAGCAGCCACAAAGAAUAUUGCAAGCUACCAUUCUGCACUGCGCAGGGAGGGUCUAUUACAGACCUUGAUCAGUGGAAGAUUGAGGCCUACCUUAAUUAUGUGAAUAAGCUUCAGGUUGACGAUAUCCCGAAGCUUGAUAUCAGUCUACCGGCUCCUCGAGAAUACCUUCCAGCUCAAAAGGCCCCUACUAUCUCGUCAUCUAUAAACAAGGCAGAUUGGAGAGCUGUAAACACCGUUGAGACGAAGCCACAAGAGCUGGACCAAGCCAGCUGGAAAACGGUUACAAUUAACAACUCACUUUGCUACGGCCUUUGCGUCGUUCGCCAGGAUAAUGGUCAUGGAAAGAGCACGCCGGUAGGGUUGAUUCGAGCACCGUACCCAGCGUUCAGAGUAAAGGAACGAAGAGUCUAUGAUGAAGAAGACGAAAACGAGCCCAGCGUUCGCAUACCGGACUACUUCGUUGAUGACCAAUCAUAUGUUUCAAUAUAUGAGACAAAGACGCAAUUUCAAUCGUCCCUAUCGAAGUCAGCUAUUGAUGAAGUUGAUAUCUCCAUGUCGGGUGGAUUGCCAGCUUUCGGUGGUGUUUUAGGGUUUAGCGGCGGAUUAAAAACAUCAAAUACCGACCAAACGACAACGGACGAGUCUGGCGAGUCUAGCCAAAUGAACAUCUCCUAUAAUUUCCCUCGUGUAACGGUUCGAUUAGACGAAUACAGCCUUGAAAUCACAAAAAGAUGCGAAGAAGAGCUAGCCAAGGCUGCUCAGGCUAACACAGCGGAUCAUUUUAUAAAGUUGUUCGGCGAAUACUUCAGUACCCAAGUUCAACUAGGUGGACGACUGUUCGCUUCCGAAGAAUUUGAUUCUCACACUGCAUCCAGCGCCAAGGAUACCAAAUUCUCUAUGAAAGUGCAAGCUGCAGCCUCGUUCAAAACCCCAAUGGGAGCCGGGGGCUCGACAAGCGCUGGUUACGGACGAACCCGUAACGAGGCUGAGAAUGACUCCAAUAGCAACCUAACUAGCACCCUGCAGUGGCAGGCAAAUGGGGGAAACACCCUGUUGUGCAACAGCCCCCCAGACUGGUGCCACACCGUGGCUGCAUACCAGAAUUGGAGAAUAAUUAAGAGAUCCGGCAAUCGCCACAUCUUAAAUUUACUUGCCCAGUUCGAAGAGCCAACAGGGAUCCACGAAAAUAUCAAGAACCUUAUGAAGGACAAGACUGUACAAGAUCCGAAAAUUCCACUCCAAACCCAGCCGAUAUUGCAGUCUCGACAAGGCCGAAUGUUCUACCUCCGUACAACUAGCAAAGGUGAUUACGGUUGGUAUAAGUACCUCACAGCCUUCCAGAAAGCGGAUUGGUCACAGGACGAUAUUCAGAAAUUGAAGAAAACGUCGGGUACCAUCCCGGCCAAGGGUGCUACCGCCGGGCUGCACGAAGGUGUGGACGAGUGCAGCAAGUAUGGCAUUUAUCUGGAAUGCAAAACUCCUGAAGGGCAUGGCGUCACGAAGAUUAUGUACGGUCAACCAUACACCUUAAGGAACCCUUCGACCGGGCUCUGCCUGUACCUUCAAGGUGAUAAGGAGGUGAAAGCCGAUAGAUUCCCUGUUGCGAUGCUUACGCCCGAAGGAACCCUGCCUGGCUAUUGGUUCAUUAGAGGCGUCGAUGGUACCGACUACGGGGAAGUGAAACAGGACACCCCUGUGACCAUUCGAUAUGGAGAUGACACAAAUCGUUCCAUGCUCACCGUCUUCCAUGAGACCAAGUACAACGGGCUUCUCAAGGUAAUCCAGAACGUGGCUGAGGAUGAUGAGGCAACGUUCACCAUGAUGUAUAAGGACGUAUAUGAGGGCAAAGCCAAGGCAUAA
Molecule: messenger RNA, 2328 nt
Organism: Aspergillus pseudonomiae
Lineage: Eukaryota; Fungi; Ascomycota; Eurotiomycetes; Eurotiales; Aspergillaceae
Exons: 14
Coding region: 1-2328 (775 amino acids)
Source: RefSeq, a predicted model, not a curated record